Molecule: messenger RNA, 4942 nt
Organism: Anopheles stephensi (Asian malaria mosquito)
Lineage: Eukaryota; Metazoa; Arthropoda; Insecta; Diptera; Culicidae
Gene: Nelf-A
Product: negative elongation factor A
Exons: 4
Coding region: 72-3779 (1235 amino acids)
Biological process (GO): negative regulation of transcription elongation by RNA polymerase II
Cellular component (GO): NELF complex
Source: RefSeq, a predicted model, not a curated record
UGCAGAAGUGUGCGUACGAAAGCGGGGUAGGAAAACGCACAUCACUGCAUUCGGCAUCAGUUUUUUUCAAGAUGGCGAACGUGCGGGACAGCGACAUUUCUCUGUGGCUCCACAAUAAGCUUGGUACAUCAAACGAUUCAUGGAUAAGCGGCUCAAUCACGUCCCAGCUGAACAAGGAAGUGCUGCGAAACAUAAAAGAGUGUUUUCCCGACCUACAGACGCAGGUUAAGCUGAAACUGCUGUUAAGUUUUUUCCAAAUUCCGCGACGGAUCGUCGAAGAGUGGAAAACGGAGCUAGAGGAAGUGAUCGAAGUCGCUGGUCUCGAUUCGGAGCUAUGGGUAUCGAUGAUAGCGGAAACGAUAAAAACCUUCCCGACCACCGGGUCGCUGAACACGGAAAUUUCCGAUUACGAAGAGACGCGUCCCAUUUUCACAGACAUGGUCAACGAACUGCGGCGGUUGGUCGUGAAGAACGCCGACCUCGGUAUGCUACCUCUGGAAUGCCAGUAUCUCAACAAGUCGACGCUUGUUUCGGUGGUCGGGCAGCAGGCAACGCCAGUGAAACAUUUUACGCUAAAGCGUAAACCGAAAAGUGCAGCCUUACGGGCGGAGCUGCUGCAAAAGUCUUCCGAUGCGCAGAGCUGCCUCAAGAAGAUAUCUGCACCGACAGUGCCUUUACGGUCGCGUGGCAUCCCACGGAAAAUGACCGACACGACACCGCUCAAGGGUAUACCGUCGCGCGUACCGACCGGCGGCUUCCGUUCACCUCCGACUACACCCGGUCAGACGCGGCCUGGCCUUAGCCGAACGCCAGCCGGCCGAAAGGAUGGCGGUAUUAAACUGCUCGAGAUAGGCGAGCAACCGUUGGGCUACGCGGCAGCGAAAAAGCGCAAACGAGAGCAGGAGAAGGAAGAGCAGGCGAAGAAGGUGGCGGAACAGCAGGUUCAAAGUGCAAACGACACAAAACCGGCCACAGCAACGCCGGCUACAUCAAGCCCGACCGUUACGACCACGCCCGACUAUGCGGCAGGGUUGUCCGCACCGUCGACAGUGUACAGCCAGCCCGCCACACCAAUGCCGGCCACGUCCGGCAGCAAGGAUUCAUCUUCCAGCGUAAUGUCGACGUCGAUUGCAUCGAGUACGGCGCAGGUUCAGGCACAGCAGCCGCAACAACAGCAACAGCAAGCAACACCAACCUCACAGGCACCGCAGAGACCGCAGCAACCGACAAUAACGACCACUCAGCAAUCUCAGCAGCAACCAACGUCCUCUCAAACGACAGUCGCUUCAGCUGUGGCCGACGAAGAGGAGGAGGUUGAGAUGAAAGACCUGAAAACGGAAUCCAUUAGCUUAUCAACGCCCACCUCCCUACCGGUCAGUGUUGUGCCGAGCGUAAGUUCGGCACCUCCACCACUGGCCUAUCCCGCUACGAAAACACUUUCCGCAACGGUCAUCAAAACGGAAGCUGGCGGCGUUGGGACGGGUACGGUUGGCAGUUCUAUGGUAACGUUAUCAACCACGCAACCACCGUCGCUGGUGAGGACUGUGCCGCUGACACCUAAGCAGGCAAAAUCGGUGCUGCAGACCCAACCGGGAACGACGGGAGGCGUGCAGAUCAUCCAGAAAUCCACUGGCAAAACGAUCAGUGCGGCGGCCGCAGCUGCUGCGGCGGUAACGAGCAGCAGCAACACCAACCCGCAGCAGAAGAUUGAAAUCAUAUCGUCCGAAUCGAUCGUUCCCGGCACGUUGCACGCUUCCAUUCCAAAAUCGACGACCAUCAUCAACCGUGGCGGCAAUAUACUGUUCACCACGAAACAGGUGCAGCCCGGCACGACAACGGCUGGCGGUGGAGCCACAAUCAUACAGCAGAAAACGCCACUCACGUCGUACGUGCUUAAUACGUCCUCGCCCGGAAAACAGCUCAACAUUCAACGGAUAGUUUCGAACGCCAGCUCGGCCGGUACGCCCAGCUUGACCACAACGAUUUCGCGCGCCCCGCACCAACAGCAAUUGCUGCAGCAGCAACCGCAACAGAUUCAAGUGCAAGGACAACAGACCACUACGCAACCGACCCGGAUUGUACAAAUCAAGACAGCUCCCACUGUAUCGCUGGCCAACAAUCAGUUGAUGCAAAAUAUUCCGCCAUUAAUAUCUACCCAGCUGCCGGCCGGCUCGACGCAGCCGACGAUACUAAACAUUCAGUCCGUGCAACAGCAGCAGGGACAGCAGAACCAGCUGCAAAUUACGCCUACAGCGGUGCCGCAGAAGCGUACGAUCACGAUCACAGCACAAAACCCGCCAACGGCCGGUAUGACUACCUCCGUGGCACAAAUCCUGCAACAUCAGCAGCAGCUGCAGCAACAGCAGCAACAGCAGCAGCAGCAACAGCAAGCCCUGCAAGCCACCGCUGCUGCUGCAGUCGGCCAACAACCAAAGUACACGCAGGUGGUAAUGCCGCCGAACGUCAAGGGAAACACGUACUACGUCACGAACGCCGCGAACGUCUCCAACGUGCUGAAUCAGAAAGGUGUCAUCAUCCAAACGGUGGACGCAUCCGGCAACACCGUCUAUCAGCAGAUACCGCUGCAAAACGUGUCCGGCUUGAGCGGCGCCACCAUACUAACCGGCCCGCCAGGGCUAAUCAAAACCGAACCGGAGACAAAGCUUAGCCAAAUCCCCGCGCUGGUACCGACCAGCUCGCUGCACCAAAAUAUUCCGGCCCUGACACCGGUCGUCAUACAGCCCAGUGGGGGCCAGCAGCAGGGCACCACCACCGUGGUGCAGCAGCAGCAGCAGCAGCAACAACAGCAAGCUGCCACCAUACCGGCACUCAUCACGAACAUUUCGCAGCAACAGCAGCAGCAGCAAAAGCCACAGGUACAGCAGCAGGUGAUUUUCCGCCCCGUCGGUGGAACGAACAAUGUGCAAACGAUUUUGCCGCAAGGCAUUACGCUUAUCCAGCGGCCCGGCGGACAACCGAAGCUAGUGCAAACGAUUCAGCAACCGGCCGGUGCGGGGCAACUGAAAGCAGCGGCCACGGCGGGCCAGGCUGGACAGCGUACGAUUAUCACGCAACUUCCUCAGCAGCAGCAGCAGCAGCAAACCCAGCAGCAGCACACGAUUCAGUUCCAGGCGCCGGGAUCGCAGCGUUCGGGCGGUACGACCAUUCAGCUAGUCCAGCAACCUCAGCAGCAAGGCCAAACCCAGCAGAUACAGGUACAGCGUGCCCAGCUGAAGCAGGUGCAGCAGCAGCAGCAAGGCACUACGGUUACGAUACAGCAACAGUCGCAGGGCAGUGGCCAGCAACAGCAGCAGCAGCAGCCGCAACAGACCCAGCAGCAGCAGCAAGCGGGCGCAAGAAAAGGGCUUUCUAUUUCUAGCAAGUAUUACAUGGAAGCUCACGACAUGUUUAAACGGGCCAACUGCGUGUCACGCUUGGAAAAGGCAAUCAUUAUCGGUUUCAUGGCCGGUUAUCGAAACAAUCCUAGACCGUCGCCGGAAAACAUGGUUACCAUCAAGCUAAACGAAAGCUUUGAAACAGUGCACCAAGACGACAGGACGGCACUGAUGCUGGUAGAGUCGCUCAUCACGCUCGACUACAACACGGGUCAGUGGAGAACAUUCCGAAAGUAUCGUGAAGUCGACCAAACGCAACCGCACGCGGAAGGUGCUAGCGGCGACACGGCAGUGGCAACCGCCGGCGCUAAUACUGCGGCCACCGGGGCGAGUGGGACGACGGCCGCCGCCGCCGCCGGGCAGCAAAAUUCAGUAGUUAUUUAAUAUUUAGCAUAGAGUGCACGCAAACCGCGGUAGCGAACCGCCGCCACAAGUAGCGUUGGAACGGACGGGUGUCCCGUGGCGCAUGUAGUCCUGUCCCCGUGUGCCCCCUUGCUGUGCAGCUAUUAGGCCCUAUCAGCCCCGGAAGGAAACGCGCGUAGUGAUUAGACCGGUGUGACACAUUUGCAGCGGAAAAGGUGAUACAGAGUCGUUGCAAGAGGCGGGCGAAUGGGGCACACCGUUAGGCAAAUUAUGAAGUAUGUAAGUAGUGAAUAUAUAUAUAGGAAUUAUAGGAACGAUAGGGUAAAAGUAAAAGAAAAAGAAAAAUGCCAACGUAACAGGUGAGCAGGAAAAAGAGCAGAAGCUUUUGCAGAGCGAUUCUAAGAAUCAAGCACCACGUUUGGAGCUGUGGUGGCUCUGUUUUCGAAAAGUGAGGAGAAUGUUAGGUUCGAUGAGUGUUUGGAAAAUGUUUUAGUCGAUUCGGUUUUAGCCGGAACAUCAUUUGAGCGUUGUUUUCGCUUCGAAAGAUGUGUGUGUGUGUGUAUUGUAUAAAGUGAUGUGCAUAUUAGGUUUGUUUUAGCUUUUGUUUUCCUCAAACACUCUGUACAUAGUAUGAAACAGGGGCUACACACACACACGCAAAAGUCAUCGGUAGCGCAGGGCACCCGCAGGAAUGUUGCACCCUUUUUGCCUGGAGGUCUGGCAAACGCAGCCGCGACCAUAGAGCGCGGUGUUUGUGAUGAGCAUUUGGGUAGGAGCUUUAGCAGUUUCGUCAGCUUGCGUCAGCUUGUGCGAAUUUUUGGUUAGUUUUUCUUCGUUUUUUAAACGCAUCUACAGUUUCAGACCAUUUUAUUCUACCUUCAUUUGCGUCGUGUGCUGAUGGCAACACAUAUAUAUAUAUAGAGACAUCUCGUAGCCUGUAUUGUCUCCCACAUUCUCAAGACAAUAGCAAUAGCAUAACACGAAUGGGGUGUUUUGCUUUAAGUUGUAGCAAUCAUUUAGACUAUGUUUUUUAAUGUAACUAAGCUUUCAUGUGUAUAAACUAAACGCAUUUUAGUUCACGGUGGCCGAUAAGUGUUUGUUGCGAAUGUUUAGUUUAGACAUCCUGUAUCAAAAUAACAAAAAAGAGAUAUCGAAAUAUAUGCGUAAACGACAAAAAAGGACAA